AUGCCGCUAGGAAUCUCCGAAGCAAUCAUAAAUAUGGCCAAAAGACGGGUUCUUAUUAUAGCUGGCUCUGACAGUUCUGGCGGAGCUGGACUGGAGGCAGAUCAGAAAGUCAUUGUAGCUCAUGGAUGCUAUGCUAUGACUGCUACCACGGCUCUUACUGCCCAGAAUACUCUCGGUGUGGUUGAUAUACACUACACUCCGCCAGGAUUUGUCCGGAAAUUGAUUGAUACAUGCAUCAGCGAUAUCGGCGUAGAUGUUGUGAAAACUGGUAUGCUUGCUUCGGCUGAAACAAUCCAAGUUGUGGCUGAGGCACUUCGAGCGCAUCAUGUACCUGCCACUGUCAUUGACCCUGUAAUGGUUUCAACAAGCGGUCAUCAGUUGUUACCUGCUCACGCAGUCCGAGACCUCCGAGAGAAGCUGCUGCCGAUUGCAACAAUCAUUACACCUAAUGUUCCAGAGGCAAUGUUGCUACUUUCCGACAGUGGAAAACCUGCUGCUGUAGCCAAGAACGUAGAAGGCCUCAUAGAGAUCGCCAAAGCUGUGCAGUCCUUGGGGCCCAAGUAUGUCCUGGUGAAAGGAGGCCACCUGCCGUUCAGAAUGGAUGGCAAUGUGGCCGAGACAGUCAAAGAAAAGGAGCUAAUGGUCGACAUUCUCUAUGGUGAUGGUACAGUGACAAAGAUACAUACUCUGUAUCAGCCAUCAAAGAACACCCAUGGCACGGGAUGUUCGUUGGCUUCGGCAAUUGCAUCGAAUCUUGCAAACGGCCUCCCCAUGGUGCAGGCUGUGGAGAGGGCUUGUAGAUAUGUUGAAGCUGGCAUCAAGACGGCUACGGACCUUGGACGAGGAAAUGGGCCAAUCAACCAUUUUCAUUCGACUUAUACGCUUCCCUUCCCACCUGGUCGCUUCUUGGAAUACGUGCUUGAACGCAGAGAUGUUCAAACCCCCUGGAAAGAGCAUACUGAACAUGCUUUUGUAGCUGGACUUGCGGAUGGUACACUGCCGGUUGAGUCUUUCAAGUACUACUUGAUACAAGACUAUCUAUUUUUGGUACAGUUUGCCCGUGCGAACUCUUUAGCAGCCUACAAGGCGAAAACGAUCACAGACAUUGCAGCAGCUGCUAAGAUAGUCGGACAUAUUCAUCAUGAGAUGGAACUGCAUAUAAGCUACUGCCAAGAGUUUGGGGUAAGUAAGGAGGAGAUUGAAGCUUCAGAGGAAAGCCAUGCUUGUACCGCGUACACUAGAUACGUCCUUGAUAUUGGCCAAUCUCAAGAUUGGUUUGCACUUCAGGUAGCUUUGGCGCCAUGCUUGAUCGGAUAUGGAGAGAUUGCCAAACGUCUCCAUGCGGAUCCAGGAACAAAGCGGGAUGGCAACAUUUAUGGGAAAUGGAUUGAGAACUACGUUGCAGACGAUUAUGUGGAAGCAGUAAAAGUUGGAUCUGCAUUACUUGAAAGAAAUGCAGUACUCCAGUCGCCCCAUCGUAUCGAAGAGCUAGUCAAGAUAUUCAUCCACGCAACCAAGAUGGAGACUGGCUUCUGGGAUAUGGGAGCAGGCAAGAAAAAAGUUUGA
Messenger RNA from Cadophora gregata, 1566 nucleotides. RefSeq lists its product as uncharacterized. Gene Ontology annotation, cellular component: cytosol. Gene Ontology annotation, biological process: thiamine biosynthetic process. Gene Ontology annotation, molecular function: hydroxymethylpyrimidine kinase activity; phosphomethylpyrimidine kinase activity; thiaminase activity. The coding region runs from base 1 to 1566 and encodes 521 amino acids. The transcript has 11 exons. Lineage: Eukaryota; Fungi; Ascomycota; Leotiomycetes; Helotiales; Ploettnerulaceae. The record is from RefSeq and is a predicted model, not a curated record.